Molecule: messenger RNA, 1662 nt
Organism: Pongo pygmaeus (Bornean orangutan)
Lineage: Eukaryota; Metazoa; Chordata; Mammalia; Primates; Hominidae
Product: olfactory receptor 6M1-like
Biological process (GO): G protein-coupled receptor signaling pathway
Cellular component (GO): membrane
Molecular function (GO): olfactory receptor activity; G protein-coupled receptor activity
Source: RefSeq, a predicted model, not a curated record
AUGCAAUAUCUCCCGUUCUGGUUUCUUUACGGCAUUCUGAGCAUCUGCAUCUUUCACUGGGAAAGCAAAACCCACUCCAGAGUCAGUGUCUAUUCCUGCCAAGACCUAUUUGUAGCCCCUCAGGACUACCAGCAUCAGUCUCCAUUGCCACCUAUGUUCAGGGCCUUUGUUCAGCUAUGGGGCAAGGAAUCUGACAGAACAAGAGCUGCUGAGAUUGCAGAUGACAGUUCCAAGGUGAACGGACAUCAUCCUGUUUGGAAGUCUGCUACUCUGACCAAAGAAGGCCACUCGACUAUAGGGCUGCUGCGGUUUGCUGGGGGUCCACUCCAGACCCCACUCUCCUUGGCCUCUCCUGCAUCUGUAGGAGGCAGCUGGGGUCCCCCACUGGAAGAUCUCACCCAGUCAGGAGGGACAGGAUCAAGAAUCCACCCCAUGAAGAAGUCUGGCUGCUUCUUGGCUGGGAUGGCUGAGUCUACAGAACCACAGAUAUGGUGGUCAUCCCUCCUACCAGGAACUCCCUGCCAGGGAGAGAUCGGAGUUCUGUCUGUGGAACAAAGGACCCACCCAGUAAGGAGGACUGUGUCAGGGCCCAGGUUAAAGAAGCAGUCUGGCCACGAUCUGGCAAGGCCAUUGUGCUGCACCGUGGGGGCCCCUAUUCGUCUGGACUGUUGCAAAGACCUGUGGGAGAAGCGUGACUUCCCGGCAUUGCCUGCAGUGGACAUCCAAAAUCAGACCACAGUGACUGAGUUUACCCUGACGGCCUUUCCUGUUCUUCAGCAGCUUCAAAUUUCCCUUUUUGCAGUCCUCUUGUUUACUUAUAUGCUUACUCUAACAGGAAACAGUGCCAUCAUUUCCCUAAUGUGGGCGAAUCAUCGCCUCCAAACCCCAAUGUACUUCUUCCUCAGUAAUUUGUCCUUUUUGGACAUUUUUUUCACCACCUCAGUUACCCCAAAGCUAUUAGCCUGUCUCCUGCAGGACAAGAAGACCAUAUCUUUUGCUGGGUGCAUCACCCAAACUUAUUUCUUUUUUUUCUUGGGGACAGUGGAGUUUAUCCUCUUGGCAGUGACGUCCUUUGACCGCUACGUGGCCAUCUGUGACCCCCUGCACUAUGCCAUCAUCAUGAACAGCAGGGCCUGCCUCCUACUAAUUCUGGGCUGCUGGGUUGGAGCUUUCCUGUCUGUGUUGUGCCCAACCAUUGUAGUGUUCAGAUUGCCUUUCUGUUACAAGGAAAUUAGUCACUUCUUCUGUGACACUGCUCCUCUGCUACACGUGUCCUGUAUAAACACUCAUUUCAUCAAGAUGAUAAACUUCCUCUUAUCUCCCCUCAUCCUCCUGACCUUACUGGUGCUCACCACUGUGUCCUACAUCUACAUCAUUUCCACCAUCCUGCACAUCCCCUCAGCCCAAGGAUGUCGGAAGGCCUUUUCCACCUGCGCUUCCCACACCACCGUCAUUUCCAUUGCCUACGGGAGCAACAUCUUCAUGUAUGUGAGGCCCAGCCAGAGUCAUUCAAUGGAUUUUGACAAAGUGAUAGUUGUCCUCACCACAAUGGUGACCUCUCUUCUGAAUCCCUUCAUUUAUAGUCUAAGAAAUGAAAAGGUAAAGGAAGUCUUGAAAGAAGCAGUCAGCAAAAUUAUGUCCUCAUGGCACAGGAGAACUUAA